Messenger RNA from Fundulus heteroclitus (mummichog), 4991 nucleotides. RefSeq names its product transmembrane protease serine 9-like. Bases 23 to 4483 code for a protein of 1486 amino acids. Lineage: Eukaryota; Metazoa; Chordata; Actinopteri; Cyprinodontiformes; Fundulidae. Gene Ontology annotation, molecular function: serine-type endopeptidase activity. Gene Ontology annotation, biological process: proteolysis. The transcript is spliced from 23 exons. The record is from RefSeq and is a predicted model, not a curated record.
UCUUCCAUCUCCUCAAAACCUUAUGGAGUUGGAGGUUCCGGUUGUGGAGAACAGUCAGUGUAAUUCUAGCUAUGGGGGGAACAUCAUUACUGACAGCAUGAUAUGUGCCGGGUUACAAGAGGGAGGCAAGGAUUCCUGUCAGGGGGAUUCAGGAGGUCCAAUGGUGAGCAAGCAGGGUGACCGCUGGAUUCAAGCAGGAAUCCAUGUGACAUACCUAUCUGAGUGUGGUCUGGCACCGCUUAACACCCGGAUUGUUGGAGGAGAAGAAGCUCCUCCAGGCAGCUGGCCUUGGCAGGUCAGUCUGCACACCUUCACUUUUGGCCACUUCUGUGGAGGAUCUCUGAUUACCGACCAGUGGGUGCUGACUGCUGCUCACUGUAUCGAAGGGAUCUUUAGCCCCUUUUCUCUGACGGUGUAUCUGGGCCGUCAGGUUCAGAGCGGAUCUAACCCAAACGAAGUCUCCCGGACAGUAUCUCAGUUCGUUAUUCAUCCAGACUACAACUCACCAAUUUUCAACAAUGACAUUGCCCUCCUGAAAAUGUCCGAACCAGUGAAGUUCACUAGUUAUAUCUCACCUAUCUGCCUGGCAGCCUUCAACAGCACCUUUCACAGCGGGCUUGACUCCUGGGUCACUGGCUGGGGCAACAUUGGAUUUGAGGAGCCUCUUCCAUCACCAGGAAACCUUUCAGAAGUGGACGUGCAGGUUGUGGGAAGCAGCCAAUGCAAAUGUGAUUAUCGUGCAAUAGAUGAAGACGUGAUUACUGACAACAUGAUAUGUGCUGGGUUUCGGGAAGGAGGGAAGGGAACCUGCCAGGGAGAUUCUGGAGGUCCACUAGUGAGCAAGCAGGGGGAUCGAUGGAUUCAGGCUGGAAUUGUGAGUUUUGCUGCUGGUUGUUCUGAACCAAACCUCCCAACGGUCUAUGCAAGAGUGUCCCAGUUUGAGAACUGGAUCAAAAGUCACAUCAACGGAAACCAGCCGGGCUUCCUCGCCUAUGUGUCAAACGGGACAGAAGAUGUCCACAACUCUUCCUGUGAAUCGCCCGUUGUCACCUCGACAAUAAACAUAUCUGAAGUAUGUGGUCAGCCAGUGCUCAACAACAGGAUUGUUGGAGGAGUGGAAGCUCCAUCAGGCAGCUGGCCCUGGCAGGUCAGCCUGCACACCUUCACCUCUGGUCACUUCUGUGGAGGAUCUCUGAUCAAUGACCAGUGGGUAAUGACUGCUGCGCACUGCGUCCAAGGGCUUGGUAGCAACCCAGCUAAUCUAAAGGUGUACCUAGGACGGCAGAGUCAGGAGGGAUCCAACCCAAAUGAAGUCGUUCGGACGGUAUCAAGGAUAAUUUCUCACCCUGACUACUAUUUUGGUCCUGACAAUGACAUUGCCAUCCUGAAGUUGUUCACACCAGUGAAUUUCACCAGUUACAUCUCCCCGGUCUGCCUGGCGGCCUCAAACAGCACCUUCUACAGUGGAGUGAAAUCCUGGGUUACUGGCUGGGGAGAAACUGGAUAUUAUGAUCCCCUUCCUUCACCAGGCAAUCUUUUGGAAGUGGAGGCACAGGUUGUGGGCAGUGGCCAAUGCAGAUGUGAUUACAGUGAAAUAGCCGGCGACAUAAUUUCUGACAACAUGAUAUGUGCUGGGUUUCGUGAAGGAGGGAAGGGACCCUGUUUUGGAGAUUCUGGAGGUCCACUAGUAAGCAAGCAGGGGGAUCGAUGGAUUCAGGCUGGAAUUGUGAGUUUUGGGAUAGGCUGUGCCAAGCCAUUUUUCCCAGCAGUUUAUGCAAGAGUGUCCCAGUACAACAACUGGAUCAACAGUCACAUCACCAGAAACCAGCCGGGCUUCAUCCACUUUACAUCAAACAAGACCGAAAGUGACCUCAAUGUUAACUGUACAGCACCCACCUUCGACCCAAUAACAGUAAACAUAUCUGAAGUAUGUGGUCAGCCAGCACUCAACACCAGGAUUGUUGGAGGAGAGGAAGCUCCUCCAGGCAGCUGGCCCUGGCAGGUCAGUCUGCACAUAUUUAACCACAUCUGUGGAGGAUCUUUGAUUACAGACCAGUGGGUGCUGACUGCUGCUCACUGCGUCCAAGGGUAUGCUGAGACCCCAUCACUUGUGACAGUAUACCUGGGUCGUCAGAGUCAGGAGGGAUCCAACCCAAACCAAGUCAUUCGGGCAGUAUCACAGAUCAUUUCUCACCCUGACUACUAUUUUGGUUUUGACAACGACAUCGCCCUCCUGAAGCUGUCAGUACCAGUGAAUUUCACCAGUUACAUCUCCCCGGUCUGCCUGGCGGCCUCAAACAGCACCUUCUACAGUGGAGUGAAAUCCUGGGUUACUGGCUGGGGAGAAACUGGAUAUUAUGAUCCCCUUCCUUCACCAAAAAAUCUUUUGGAAGUGGAAGCACAGAUUGUGGGCAGCGGCCAAUGCAGAUGUGAUUACAGUGAAAUACUUGCCGACGUAAUUUCUGACAACAUGAUAUGUGCUGGGUUUCGUGAAGGAGGGAAGGGACCCUGUUUUGGAGAUUCUGGAGGUCCACUAGUGAGCAAGCAGGGGGAUCGAUGGAUUCAGGCUGGAAUUGUGAGUUUUGGGAUAGGCUGUGCCAAGCCAUUUUUCCCAGCAGUCUAUGCAAGAGUGUCCCAGUACAACAACUGGAUCAACAGUCACAUCACCGGAAACCAGCCGGGCUUCAUCCACUUUUCAUCAAACAAGACCGAAAGUGACCUCAAUGUUAACUGUACAGCACCCACCUUCGACCCGAUAACAGUAAACAUAUCUGAAGUAUGUGGUCAGCCAGCACUCAACACCAGGAUCGUUGGAGGAGAGGAAGCUCCUCCAGGCAGCUGGCCCUGGCAGGUCAGUCUGCACAUCUUUGGCCACUUCUGUGGAGGAUCUUUGAUCAACGACCAGUGGGUGAUGACUGCUGCUCACUGCGUCAAUUGGGACGCUGAGACCCCAUCGCUUGUGACAGUAUAUCUUGGUCGUCAGAGUCAAGAGGGAUCCAACCCAAACGAAGUUGUUCGGAAAGUAGCACAGAUCAUUAUUCACCCUGACUACAAUCCAGGAACUUCCAACAAUGACAUUGCACUGCUGAAGCUUUCUAAACCAGUCAGUUUCACCAGUUACAUCUCACCAGUCUGCCUAGCCGCCUCAAACAGCACCUUCUCCAGUGGGGUUAACACCUGGAUCACUGGCUGGGGAACCUUCGGAAGUGGAGUCCCUCUUCCGUCUCCUCAAAACCUGAUGGAGGUGGAGGUUCCGGUUGUGGAGAACAGCCUGUGUAAUUCUAGCUAUGGGGGGAACAUCAUUACUGACAACAUGAUAUGCGCCGGGUUACAAGAGGGAGGCAAGGAUUCCUGUCAGGGGGAUUCAGGAGGUCCGAUGGUGAGCAAGCAGUGUGACCGCUGGAUUCAAGCAGGAAUCGUAAGUUUUGGAAGAGGAUGUGCUGAGCCAGAUUACCCAGGAGUCUACACCAGAGUAUCCCAGUAUGAGAGCUGGAUAAACGGUGUGAUCAGCGGCAAUCAGCCGGGCUUCAUUAGCUUCAAGUCCAGUGGGACUGCUUUCUGUACGAUCCCACCAACAACCCCACCAACAACUCCACCAACAACUCUGGCAAUACCAACUGCACCAGAAUCUGUAGUUGUCUGUGGACAAGCCCCACGAGGUUCUCGUAUUUUGGAUGCCACUUCAGUGGCAUCAGCUGGUGAUUGGCCAUGGAUGGCCAGCGUGCAGAAGAACGGCCAGCAUGUGUGUGGAGGAACGUUAGUGUCUGAGAACUCUGUGCUGACAGAUGCCAGCUGCUUCUCAGGCUCCCUUAUUGUGUCUGAGUGGACAGUGGUGUUGGGUCGUCUACAUCAGAAUGGAUCUAAUCCAUUCGAGACGUCAUUGAAAGUGGUAAAUAUCACUAUGAGCAACCAGACAGGGAACAACAUCGCAGUGCUUAAGCUGUCACCUCCACCCACCCUGAACGACUACAUCCAGCCCAUCUGCUUAAGCAACGAAAGAACAUUCUCAGUAGGAACAGUAUGUUGGGCUGCCGGCUGGAGCUCUGGAAGAGGAGGAGAGGAGCAAGCUCUGCAGCAUUUCCAGACGACAGUGUUAGAUUGUGGGGAUGCAUCAACAACUGACAUGAUGUGCACUCGGUUAUUUACUCUGGAGCAGAGUGACUCUGGCGGCCCACUCAUGUGUGAGCAGGACGGAUCCUGGUUCCAGGCGGUCGUGCUGUCAUAUGUGAACAGCUCCACCAGGAGGGAGCGAGCCGCUGAGCCCAUGAUGACCUUUGAAAAACUGGACAAUUUUCAGUUCUUUCUGACUCGUACUCUGGGAACCUUCUUGUCUCCGGCCGUCACCGCCAAUGAGAACAACAGCACCAACACCACAACCCCCAGCCCCACCAUGACGACCAAUGGGGUUACAAUUUCCCACUCCCCCUUCCUCCUCCUAGGCCAUAUUCUUCUAUUUUCUUUAUUUAUCCAAGUCUUCCCAUAGGAAACUUUUAUGCUGUCUGAUUUCCGAGAUGUGAAACACGCAGACAAAAACAGGUGACGGGAUUUUAUUUUAGUCCAAUCUUCUCUCAGAUAACAGAGUUGAUCUCUGCCUUUGGUUAAUCGAUGCAGAUCUAAAGGAUCAGAAGCAUUUGGCAGCAAACUUAAAACUGGAAACGUUUUCCUUUUUAUUUGUAGAGGAAACCAAAAACAAAGUGAAAUAAGUUCUAAGCCUAAAACUUAAUGCAAUGAUUGCAUCAGGUCAAAGGUUAACCAACAGGAAUCAACUCAUAAAGGAUUAAAGGGUUAAAUCAUCAUAUCCAGGCAUCUUCAAAUGUGACUUUUCUAUACAAGAUCAUUGUAACGGAUUGUUAUAAUGUAUUCUUUUGUAUUUCUUUUUUUUCUUUAAAAAAAUCACCUUUUCAUAAAUUGUUUCAUAUUAACCACAGGUUUCACAGAUCUUUACAGAUCUAGAGGAAUAAGAAAAAAACAAUAAAUCAAACUUCUCAUAA